UUGCUAAAUAUGCCUAGAUUAGAUCUUAUUAUAUAACCAAAGAAAAAUUAGAGACUAUUUUUAUAAAGUUGAGUUUGGAUCCAUUUGUUUCCUCUUUCUAAAAAGCAACCAAACAUCAGAACAUGCUACCAACUACCAACUACCAAUUCAACUUCUUGUAUAAGAAACCAUCCAUGUUUGUCUAAAAGUUUCAUGAGUAUUCUAUCUGCUACACAUACUAGUACUAUAUAUAAUAUGAUCGUGAGUUCUACAACUCCUCUGCAUUCAUUCAUUCACUACCACAAGCAUUCUAAGUGUAAGUUUAAAAACAGAACUCAAAAGUUUAACAAAAAUGGAUGGUGCACAAUUAGUAUUCAAAUCCCUGAAGUGUAUGUUUGGAGAUCAAGUCCUUAGAAUUGAGUCGUCAGAAGACGAUCAAAACAAGCGUAUGAAAUUAACACAAACACUUUCUAGCAAUGCAGAUGGGUGUGAUUCGAAGAAUAUGAAGCAGAGUAAAAAGAAAUCAGUAAUCAGCACAAUGAACAAACUUGCAAAAGGGAAGCUGAGUUUAGGAGCAAAGAUUCUGCAAGUAGGUGGGGUGGAAAAGGCAUUCAGGAGAAUGUUUAAUGUCAGUGAAACUGAAAAGCUUCUGAAGGCUACUCAGUGCUGUUUGUUCACCACCGCCGGACCUCUUUCAGGCCGCCUUUUCAUCUCCUCGGAAAAUCUAGCUUUCUGCAGCGACAAAGCCGUUGCCAAGUAUUCUUCUCCUUCCGGGGAGACCUCUAGAUACCAUUACAAGGUUGUGAUCCCUCUGAGGAAUAUCAAGAAAGCACACCAGAGUGAAAAUGUGAAAAAACCAUCAAAAAAAUACCUACAAGUUGUGACUAAUGAUGAUUUCGAGUUCUGGUUUGCAGGAUUCUUGAAAUUCAAAAAAACAUUCAAAAACCUACAACAAGCACUUUCCUGGGAUUCUGACUCUUAACUAGACGAGUUGAAUUGAGUGAGAAUUUGACCUGAAGAAGUAGGAAAAUCGUUUGUUUUCCACAAUGAUCAAUCAGGCCGGCCUUGUGUAGAUAAGAAAUGAGUAGCUUUGUAAAUGUGGUUUAGUAUUAUUGAAAUAUUUUCAGUAUUUUUAAAAUCUGAUCCUGUUUCAUGCAGAUUUAUCAAUGUAUUUGGUGAUGACUUAUGACUAGCUUUGUAUAACUCAUCUUUCACAUUUCUGAUCUUAUGAAUAUCGCCUUUCAUA
This is a messenger RNA of Spinacia oleracea (spinach), 1225 nucleotides long. Its product is annotated as GEM-like protein 4. The transcript has 3 exons. The record is from RefSeq and is a predicted model, not a curated record. NCBI's taxonomy places the organism in Eukaryota, Viridiplantae, Streptophyta, Magnoliopsida, Caryophyllales, Amaranthaceae. The coding region runs from base 332 to 961 and encodes 209 amino acids.